Molecule: messenger RNA, 2319 nt
Organism: Pecten maximus
Lineage: Eukaryota; Metazoa; Mollusca; Bivalvia; Pectinida; Pectinidae
Product: cytochrome P450 2J6-like
Exons: 1
Coding region: 585-2072 (495 amino acids)
Biological process (GO): xenobiotic metabolic process
Cellular component (GO): cytoplasm; intracellular membrane-bounded organelle
Molecular function (GO): oxidoreductase activity, acting on paired donors, with incorporation or reduction of molecular oxygen, reduced flavin or flavoprotein as one donor, and incorporation of one atom of oxygen; heme binding; iron ion binding
Source: RefSeq, a predicted model, not a curated record
UGUCGUGGGUGUGUCAUAGGGCAAAACAUUUUACCGUUAUUGCUCUGGAUGACAUAUGACAUGCCUUCCAUACGUAUGUUGUACAGUGAGGUAGUUACCAUGGAGACCUCACCUAAAAUGACCCUGGCUGUUCACGGGGCGAUAAACCAAGCAAGCAAACAUAAACAUUAACGACAUCACGGUUGUCGUUGAUAAGGUCAGGUACUGCUCGGGUCCCGUUGCUAUGGUAAUUGGGAAUCAGAAUUUGCCGGAUUUAAUUGAUAUAUUUUAUUAUUGUGAGUUAUCUAGUUUGUCCCACUAGAUCGGUAAUGAAACCCUGCGAUAUACGAUUGAUAUACAAGCCAGACGUAAUUGAAUUAUAAUCAGUAUUCGGACACUGGUCACGUCAGAUUUGAACCUAGGGAUAUACAAAUAUGUAUUCAACGUUCAAGGGCAUUUAAAUGUCGCAUGGAAGCAAUGAAAGUGUAAGGCCGCUAUAGGCUAUCGUACCCAUGUGUAUGUGCGGAUUAUUAUCUAGAACGGCUGUGUUCAGAUAUAUGUGGUGUAUACCAGCUUUACACACCAACCUGCCUGAAUAGAUUACAAUGGAGCUGGAUAACUUGUUGAGUUUUAACGGUGUGACUUUGGCCAUUUGUGUUGUCCUGUUGGUUUUGCUGAUCAGAUGGUUCAACCAAUGGCCAGCCAAUAUUCCACCCAGCCCGCCAGGGUAUCCUAUCGUGGGAAAUAUACCUCUGAUGCUGAAGGGUAAACCCCAGGACAUAUACCGAGGACUUCGCCCAAAGUACGGGGACGUGUUCAGUCUAAAACUAGGCAGAACGCUCUCGGUUAUCAUCAAUGGAUCCGAAACACUACGGGAAGCUUUUAUAAAACAGGGUGAUGAUUUUUCAGAUCGUCCCAAUAACUAUCUUUUGUCUGUACUGAUGAGAGAUAAAGGGAUCCUGGCAUCUUCUGGUGAACACUGGAAACGAACAAGGACACUUGCACUCUCAACUCUGCGUGAUUUUGGAUUCGGGAAGAAGUCUUUAGAAGGUCGUGUCCUGGAAGAGGCGGAGGCAUUUCUCAGUGUGAUCGAAAAGCAGAACGGCACUCCCUACAGUUCUGCCAGCAUUAUUCAGGUGAUGAUAUCAAACAUCAUUUGUAGUAUUGUGUUCGGUGAGAGGUUUGAUUAUGACGACAAAAAGUUUAAGAAACUUCUAUCUAUGCUGGAAGAAUUGGCUAGGUUGAACCCAGCCGCGGGUGUUAUGAAUGUCAUUCCCUGGGUACGAUAUCUACCAGGAGACAUCAUUGGUAUGAAAAAGUUUGCCAGACUUUUUCAAGCUAUUUUUGACUUCAUACAAGAGGAGAUUGCUGAACACAAAAGAACGUACGAUGAGGAUAACUUACGAGACUUUAUUGAUGCCUUCCUUAGACAGAAAUCCAAACAUGACUUGGACGAUCCUGUUUUUGAUGACUUUAAUAUCGAAGCAUCCGUUUUGAAUCUAUUUGUCGCCGGGACAGGAACAACAGCCGCUACAACGCAAUGGGCCAUCUUGUUUCUCCUUCAUCAUAGAGAUAUCCAGAACAAGUUACGGGAUGAAAUCAGUACAGUUGUGGGCUCGGGUAGAUAUCCUUCCCUAAACGACAAACCAAACAUGCCUUUUUACGAAGCCUUCAUCACAGAGGUCAUUCGUAAGGGCAAUAUUGCACCUGUAGCAUUUCCUCAUGGAGCUACAAACGACAUCCAAUUCCGGGGAAUGACAAUUCCUAAGGGGUCGCUCAUCACAGCUAAUCUGGAUUCUGUGUUAAACGACCCGGACACGUUCGCUGAUCCGGAUAAGUUCGAUCCGUACAGAUAUCUUGGAGAGGAUGGCCAACUCACGGGAAAGGAGAAAUCGGUAAUGGCAUUUUCUUUGGGAAGACGAGUUUGUCUCGGUGAAUCUCUGGCAAGACUUGAACUGUUUCUGAUUCUGACGUCCCUAGUUCAGAGAUUUGACCUUGUACCUGAAGACCCAGACUGUUUACCGACCUUAUUGCCCGUUCCCGGGGCAACACUACCACAACCGUAUAAAUUCCGGGCUUUAAAACGGACAUAAAAUGUGUACGUGUACAAUACUAGAGGAUUGCAAUUGUGAAACACAGCUGUAUAUUCUUUUCACGUGUUUAAAAAAAGAACAAAUUAACGGUCUCCGUGUUGUUAACAGGAUCAUUCUUCAUGUAUCAGUUUAAAUAAGUAUCUUAGAAGUAUUUUAGAUGUGGUUAUAAAAUGUUACUGUUAUAUCAUGUGUAUGUUGUGUAUAUCGUUGUAUAACUGUAAUGAAGAAUAAAAAAAAUCAAUCAAAA